AGGGCAUGCAGCCUCAGCUGUUUGUUUCAUGCGAGGCCUUUUGCGCAUUGAAAUUACUCUCAGUGUGAUGCAGGCUGCCCACGGUCUUCUCAUGCUGCCUCUCCGAUCUGUGUCGCUAUGCAUGCUGCUUCUCCUCCUUUACUGCGAUUACGGGCACUGCAAACCUCUUAAUACUUUCGCCGGGCCGUUCAUAGCGUAUGCUCAUAGGUUCGAUACAUGCCCGUCAGACGGCACCUUCGUGUACAACGUGCGAGUCAGCCACUUCAACCCAGCGAAGCCCUUCGAGAGGCAGACCGUCACAGGGAAUGCUUCCAUGAAAGAGGAUAUGAACGAUUCGAUGUGGGGGCGGUUCACCGUCGACAAUGAGCCAGUGAGCUGGGAGUUUCCUAAGUUCAAAGUGAUGCCGUAUGGACACUACCGCCUCACUAUCAAGAUGGGCCCCAUCACCAGUCGCGAAGUCCAAUUGUGUUGUGUUGUGGAUUGUGAAGUGAUCCCUAGACCAUCCUAGAGGAACGGCAAAACAGGCGCCCGGGUGAUUCCAUGCGUAGGGGGUCAUUUCAGGCCUGAUGUCAACAACCGUCCAAUGGCCGCAGGCAUGGAACUGUCACUUUGCUCCCUUGAGACCAAGAGCUUCUACAAAUUAUUGUAUGCAAAUGAAGUAAAUAAAAAUGUUAG
Messenger RNA from Thrips palmi, 675 nucleotides. RefSeq lists its product as uncharacterized. The record is from RefSeq and is a predicted model, not a curated record. The coding region runs from base 29 to 508 and encodes 159 amino acids. NCBI's taxonomy places the organism in Eukaryota, Metazoa, Arthropoda, Insecta, Thysanoptera, Thripidae. The transcript is spliced from 5 exons.